Molecule: messenger RNA, 2037 nt
Organism: Echinococcus granulosus
Lineage: Eukaryota; Metazoa; Platyhelminthes; Cestoda; Cyclophyllidea; Taeniidae
Product: Bifunctional 3'-phosphoadenosine 5'-phosphosulfate synthase 2
Exons: 10
Coding region: 1-2037 (678 amino acids)
Biological process (GO): sulfate assimilation
Molecular function (GO): sulfate adenylyltransferase (ATP) activity; ATP binding; adenylylsulfate kinase activity
Source: RefSeq, a predicted model, not a curated record
AUGUGCAAUCUGGCUGGCUCAUAUUUCUUGGUUUGCCUUAUCAUUUGGUUCAGCAACUUUACUUUCAAUUCUCCCAAAAAUAUUGUGCGUGUGGAACACUUUGUUACGCGCGAUGAUAGGGCUAUCGCCUCUGGCGACAAAAGCAAAUUCAUGGGCUGCACAAUUUGGUUCACAGGUCUGAGUGGCUCAGGAAAAUCCACCCUGGCGUUUUCCCUGGAGCGAAGGCUUGUUUCCAUGGGCAUUCAGGCCUACGCUCUUGACGGUGACAACCUUCGUUUGGGCUUGAACAAGGAUCUUCGGUUUUCCGAUGACGAUCGAGCUGAAAACAUUCGACGGGUGGCUGAAGUGGCAAGGCUCUUUGCUGAUUCGGGCACUUGUGCCAUCACCAGUUUCAUUAGCCCCUUUGAAAAACAACGUCAAUUGGCCCGAGAACUCCACGAGGAGGCGAAACUGCCCUUCAUUGAGGUGUACCUCUCCACCCCACUAGAGGUGUGCGAGGCACGCGACACGAAAUCUCUCUACGUGAAGGCGCGUCGCGGUGAAAUAAAGGACUUCACUGGAAUCAACUCACCCUAUGAGGUGCCCCUUAAUCCCGAACUGUGCCUCAACACCGCCGAGGUCGAUCCGGAGGAGUGUAUCAAUAGGCUUAUUCAAAUUCUGACCCAUAAGGAGAUUAUACCGAGGAACGUAACGGACGACAAUAUCUGCGAGCUCUACGUUGCAGAAUCAGAAAAGAGCCUUUAUUUGGCACAAGCUGAGGAGCAUCCCCAAGUUGCUCUAUCGAAAACGGAUCUUCAGUGGGUUCAGGUGUUAGCUGAGGGCUGGGCUUCACCACUGCGCGGUUUCAUGAGGGAGGCUCAAUACCUCCAAGUACUCUACUUUGGCGGACUUAUUGAAGGACGUCAGGAAUUUACAAAUCUUUCCAUUCCAAUUGUGCUGGCCGUCACAAACGAGGAUAAGGAAAAGCUGGGACCAUCCGUUCAGCACAUCACACUCACCUAUGAUUCAAAACCGGUUGCCAUCCUUCUUGAUAUCGAAUUUUAUGCUCAUAGAAAGGAGGAGCGUUGCAAUCGGAUCUUUGGUAUUUGUGAUCGAGGUCACCCGGUCAUUGACCAAAUCAUGUCCUCCGGUGAUUGGCUAGUUGGAGGCGAUCUCCGUGUCCUUAAUCCAAUUGUGUGGAAUGAUGGACUUGACCAAUACCGUUUGAGCCCACGUCAGUUGCGCAAACAGUUCAAGAAAAUUGGUUUAAGUGGAGUGAAACGAGACGAGAUAAGGGCUGCCACUUUUCGUCGCAAAGCUAUUUUAAGCACAGAGGACAGCGCGAGACUCGGCGCUACAAGAAUACCAAAGGCCGAUGCUAUGUUCGCUUUCCAACUUCGUAACCCUGUUCACAAUGGUCACGCUCUACUGAUGCGCGAGACACGUCGUAGAUUGAUAGAGGAACGCGGAUUUCAUAGUCCUCUACUGCUUUUGCAUCCUCUGGGUGGAUGGACGAAACCCGAUGAUGUUCCACUGGAAGUUCGCAUGCGGCAGCACCAAGCUUGCCUUUUAGAUGGCGUUCUCGACCCUCAACACACCCUUCUUGCCAUCUUCCCCUCUCCGAUGAUCUACGCGGGACCAAGGGAGGUCCAAUGGCACGCUAGAUGCCGACUGAUGGCAGGCGUUCACUUCUACAUUGUUGGAAGGGAUCCCGCCGGUUUGCCGCAUCCAUCAAAGCCGAAUACUGACCUCUACGAUCCUACGCAUGGCGCUAAGGUGCUGUCGAUGGCACCGGGGUUGAAGGGUCUUGAGAUUGUACCGUUCCGCGUAGCGGCAUACAACAAGGUGCAUGGAGCCAUGGAGAUUUACGAUUCAAACCGCGCGGACGAUUUCAUCUUCAUCUCGGGAACCAAGAUGCGCACUCUGGCAAGGGAGGGUCAGCAGCCACCAGACGGUUUUAUGAGUCCAUCCGCGUGGCAGGUUCUUGCCGAGUUCUACUCACAACAACAACAGCAACAACAACAACAACGGAAAUGCAACCCCGCACCCCAUAAUUAA